CUUGAUGACACGAAGCUAGAAAUUAAUGAUUAGAGUGAUUUGAGGAUGGCCUGUGUUGGGCUCAUCUCCCUUAUCCGAACAGUGGAGUUGGAGUUCUUAGAGCCACGGCCACGCUUGGUUGUUGAUUACAAUGAUGAAAUCCAGUGUCUUCGUCAAAGGCUUUCUGUUUUGGUGGCCCUUCUUGAGGAAUCUGAGAAAAAGCUCAAUGUUAGCGAGGCCGAGAGAGAUGUUAUUGCAAGAGUUAAAGAAAUCAGUUUGAGAGCUGAAGAUGAGAUUGAAUCUGAAGUAAUGGAGAUCCUUUCCAAUGGAGCUUCUCAUGAAACACUCCAUCAAAUCUUGCAACGUCUUGCACAAGACACUGAAGGGCUUAUUCAGCAAAGAAACACUACCCAAAUGCUGUCGUCAUAUAAUCCCCAAUCAAACCAAGAGCACAUCAUACCUGGAGGAGCUUCAAAGCUGGAUGGUGCAAUGGUAGGGCACGCCCAAGAAUUGGAGAGGACGAAGAAGAUGCUCCUUCAAAGCUCCAUUCACGAACGACAAGUUAUAUCUAUUGUCGGCAUGGGAGGGAUUGGCAAGACAACUAUGGCCAAAAAAAUCUAUGAUGAUCCAUCAAUAAGAUCUCGCUUUGAUCUUCUUGGUUGGGCAACCGUGUCUCAACACUAUGAUCUGCGCAGAAUUCUCCACGACCUUUGCCGUUCUGUUAUACAAAUGACUGAUGAAGAAAUUAGUAAGUUGAAAAGCAGUGACCUAGCAGACAAAUUACGUCGGAGACUGAUGGGUCAAAGGUAUCUUCUUGUCCUGGAUGACAUAUGGGGCAGCAGAGGAUGGGAUGAUCUACAAAGAGGUAGCAGAUUACACUGGAUCUUCAGGUAAAUAUGUUUGCAACUUGCCUUUCUUAGAUUCAAAUGAAAGUUGGAAACUGUUUUCCCAAAAGCUGGGAAGCAUAAAAUUGCCACCAGAAGUUGAAGAAAUUGGUAAGCGCAUUGUUAAUAAAUGCCGAGGAUUACCACUUGCUAUUACUGUAGCCGCAGGGCUUCUCUCCAAAACCAAAAAGUCAGUAGAAAAUUGGCAGAAAAUUGCGUCAGCAAUGAAUCUUCCAAUGACUUCAGAUCUUCAUGACCAAUGCUCAACCAUACUCACCCUCAGUUACAACAACUUGCCUUACCAUUUAAAAGCUUGUUUCUUAUAUUUUGGAGUCUUUCCUAGAGUUAGAAGAGAAAUCUCCAUAAAGAAUCUUCUUAAUUUAUGGAUUGCCGAGGGAUUUGUUAGGGAAGAUAGUGGUAGAAGUUUGGAAGAGGGUGCCAUGGAUUACUUACAAGAUCUAAUUGACAGAAAUCUAGUGCUUAUUAGCAAGCUAAGUUUCUUUGACAAUAUUAAGACAUGUAGAAUGCACGAUUUGUUGUUUGACUUGUGUUUGAGAGAAGUAGAAAAAGAGAAGUUGUUGUCUACUUUUCGUCAAAGGAGUGAGAAUGUUGUUAAAUUGGGCAACACCGAGCCGUUGUUUGAAUAUGCAAACCGUUGGUUAACCUUUCAAACAAUGUAUAAUCCUCGGCCCAAAUUCAGUGACAACUAUAAUUUUCACAAAUCUCGUACCCUUUUUUUCUUUUUCGGUGCUUCUGGAGUUUUUGGGGCGGCUGAAUCUUGGAGACAAAAUAUGAGUUUCAAGAUGAUAAGGGUACUGGACCUAAGGGAAAUUCAAUUCGAGGAAGCUCCAAACUUUGACAUCUCGGAUCUGAUUCUCUUAAGGUACCUAGCUUUGAGUACAAUAAAGUAUGUAAGGGUUCUGAAACAUCACCACAGCUUACAAACUUUAAUUGUUAAGAUUGAGAGUGAUGAGGAGAUUGACAGUAAAUGGUUGCAAGGUCUAUGGAAGUCUCAAAACUUGAGGUUUAUCGAGUAUCCCUAUUCAUUCCCAAUAGAUACUGAUGAGAUUCCAGCUCAAGAUAUUUUGCACACUCUUUAUUGGGUGCCUUAUCUCCGGUGCACCAAAGAAUUUGUUUUGAAGAUUCCAAAUGUUAAAGUGCUAGGGAUUAGGUGUUUGGAAAUAUGUUCAAUUCAAACUGAAACUUGGUGGGAUAAUCUUCACUAUUUAACUAAGCUUGAGAAGCUAAUAGUUGAAGAUUUUGAGUCCAUACCAUUCCCACUUCAAAGUAUUAAUUCCUUUCCCCAAAGCCUUAAGAAGUUGAAAAUUGUGGGAACACAACUCAGUUUGAAAUUUAUUACCGUCAUUAGUAUGUUGCCAAAUCUUGAAUCUCUCAAAUUUUUCCAAGCGUAUGACAUGGGAGAGGAGGAGUGGGAAACUGGAAACGGUGGGUUUCUCAAAUUGAAAUUUUUAUUCAUCAGUGCUGCAAAAUUGAAGAACUGGGAAACGAUGAGUGAUCAUUUUCCUGUCCUUCAACGCUUAGCAUUGCAUCACUGCCACGACUUGGAAAAGAUCCCCGAAGACUUUGCAAACAUUACUACGCUGCAAUUGAUUGAGUUGAAAGAUUGUUGUCUUUCUCUUGUGGAGUCAGCUAAGGACAUUCAAGAAGAGCAAAGCACAUAUGGAAAUGAUCAACUUGUUGUUCGUGACUACGAAACUCGGAGUUGAAUGUUAGGAGCACAGUUCAAUGAAGAAAUAAAAUAAAAGCAGAUCUAGGAAUCAAGGGAAUUGAAAUUUGAAGAUGAAGGCUGUGAUUUUUAAUGAUUUCACCUUUUGUGUGUGUGUGAGGGGGGUGUAUUUCUUUGUUUGUUUGCUUUUUAUUUUAUUUAUUUUUUUUAUUUUAUAUUUCAUGCCAAGUGUUGUGUGUAUGUAUACUGGUCAGUUAUCAAUAAAAUGUGUUCCUGUAUUUUUCAA
This is a messenger RNA of Ipomoea triloba (trilobed morning glory), 2836 nucleotides long. Its product is annotated as putative late blight resistance protein homolog R1A-10. Gene Ontology annotation, biological process: defense response to other organism. The coding region runs from base 803 to 2590 and encodes 595 amino acids. The record is from RefSeq and is a predicted model, not a curated record. Lineage: Eukaryota; Viridiplantae; Streptophyta; Magnoliopsida; Solanales; Convolvulaceae. The transcript has 2 exons. Gene Ontology annotation, molecular function: ADP binding.